UCGGUGGGCGUGAUAGCCAAUAGGAGCAGGGAGAGGGGUCCCGGGACUAGGAAGAAACGGCGGCCGGGAGGGGGCUACUGGGACCAUGGGGCUUCUGACCAUUCUGAAGAAGAUGAAGCAGAAAGAGCGGGAGCUGCGACUGCUCAUGCUAGGCCUGGACAAUGCUGGCAAAACAACCAUCCUCAAGAAGUUCAACGGGGAAGACAUCGACACCAUCUCCCCGACACUGGGCUUCAACAUUAAGACCCUGGAACACCGGGGAUUCAAGCUGAACAUCUGGGAUGUGGGCGGCCAGAAGUCCCUGCGGUCCUACUGGCGGAACUACUUUGAGAGCACCGACGGCCUCAUCUGGGUGGUGGACAGCGCCGACCGCCAGCGCAUGAAGGACUGCCAGCGGGAGCUCCAGAGCCUGUUGGUGGAGGAGCGCCUGGCUGGAGCGACCCUCCUCAUCUUUGCCAAUAAGCAGGACCUACCCGGAGCGCUGUCCUCUAACGCCAUCUGUGAGGCCCUGGAGCUGGACUCCAUCCACAGCCACCACUGGUGCAUCCAGGGCUGCAGCGCCGUCACCGGGGAGAACCUCCUACCUGGCAUCGACUGGCUCCUGGAUGACAUUUCCAGCCGCGUCUUCACGGCCGACUGAACCACUCCAGAUGUCCCCCCCACCCGCCCCCACACCUCACAGUCCAGCCCCCUCCCCCGGCCCUCAUCAGGCACCAUCCACGGGGGGGAUGGCAGUCGGCCAGCCUGACUAACACCCCCCGCCCCACUCCGUAACCUGCUGCUGCUAACACUACCCACUGCUUCUCGGCGGCCGGCUCCCGUGGCCGGAGGGCUGCUGCCCUGGCUGUCACCCUGGCUCCUGACCCGGCCCGCCUCCGGAGGAGAGGGCUGGGGCUGGGAGGGGGCCGCCUCUGCUGCUACCAAGGCUGUGGGCCUCAUCCUUUGCUCAGCUGUGAGAAUAAACCGUUCCCCGCCCCA
This is a messenger RNA of Neofelis nebulosa (Clouded leopard), 978 nucleotides long. RefSeq names its product ADP ribosylation factor like GTPase 2 (gene ARL2). The record is from RefSeq and is a predicted model, not a curated record. Gene Ontology annotation, biological process: protein folding. NCBI's taxonomy places the organism in Eukaryota, Metazoa, Chordata, Mammalia, Carnivora, Felidae. Bases 86 to 640 code for a protein of 184 amino acids. Gene Ontology annotation, cellular component: cytoplasm; microtubule cytoskeleton. Gene Ontology annotation, molecular function: GTP binding; GTPase activity. The transcript has 5 exons.